AGAAAGAAGAAAGAAAGAAAGAGAAAGAAAGAAGAAAGAAGAAGAAAGAAAGAAAGAAGAAGAAGAAGAAAGAAAGAAGAAAGAAAGAAGAAGAAAGAAGAAGAAGAAGAAGAAAGAAAGAAAGAAAGAAGAAGAAGAAGAAAGAAAGAAGAAAGAAGAAAGAAAGAAGAAAGAAAGAAGAAAGAAAAGAAGAAAGAAGAAGAAAGAAAGAAGAAAGAAAGAAGAAGAAAGAAAGAAGAAAGAAGAAAGAAAGAAGAAGAAAGAAAGAAGAAGGAAAGAAAUAAGAAAGAAUGAAAGGAGAAAGAAGGAAGAAAGAAAGAAUAAAGAAGGAAAGAAGAAAGAAGUAAGAAACAACAAGAAGAAAGAAGAAAGAAAGAAGAAAGAAAGAAAGAAAGAAAGAAAGAAAGAAAGAAAGAAAGAAAGAAAGAAAGAAAGAAAGAAAGAAGAAAGAAAGAAAGAAAGAAGAAAGAACAAGAAGAAAGAAGAAAUAAAGAAAGAAGAAAGAAAGAAGAAAGAAAGAAGAAAGGAAGAAGAAAGAGAGAGGAAAGAAAUAAGAAAGAAAGAAGAAAGAAAGAAGAAAGAAAGAAAGAAGAAGAAAGAAGAAAGAAGAAAGAAGAAGAAACAAGAAUGAAAGAAGAAAUAAAGAAGAAAGAAAGAAGAAAGAAAGAAGAAAGAAAGAAAGAAGAAAGAAAAAGAAAGAAGAAAGAAAGAAGAAAGAAAGAAGAAAGAAAGAAAAAAGAAAGAAAGAAGAAAGAAAGAAAGAAGAAAGAAAGAAAGAAGAAAGAAAGAAGAAAGAAAGAAGGAACAAAGAAAGUAGAAAGAAGAAAGAAAGAAAGAAAGAAGAAAGAAAGAAAGAAGAAGAAAGAAAGAAGAAAGAAAGAAGAAAGAAGAAAGAAAGAAAGAAGGAAGAAAGAAGAAAGAAAGAAGAAAGAAAGAAGAGAGGAAGAAGAAAGAAGAAGAAAGGAAGAAGAAAGAAAGAAGAAAGAAAGAAGAAAGGAAGAAGAAAGAAAGAAGAAGGAAGUAAGAAAGAAAGAAGAAAGAAAGAAGAAAGAAGAAAGAAAGAAGAAAGAACGAAGAAAGAAAGAAGAAGAAAGGAAGAAGAAAGAAAGAAGAAAGAAAGAAGAAGUAAAGAAAUAAAGAAGAAAGGAAGAAGAAAGGAAGAAGAAAGGAAGAAGAAAGGAAGAAGAAAGGAAGAAAAAAGAAAGAAAGAAGAAAGGAAGAAAGAAUGAAGAAAGAAGAAAAAAGAAAGAAGAAAGAAUAAAGAAGAUAGAAAGAAGAAAGAAAGACGAAAGAAAGAAGAAAGAAAGAAGUAAGAAAGAAGGAACACAGAAAGAAGAGAAAAGAAGAAAGAAAGAAGAAAGAAAGAAGAAAGAAAGAAGGAAGAAUGAAGAAAGAAAAAGAAAGAAAGACACAAGAAAGAAAGAAAGAAGAAAUAAAGAAGAAAUAAAGAAAGAGGAAAGAAAGAAAGAAGAAAGAAAAAAGAAAGAAAGAAGAAAGAAAGAAGAAAAAAAAAAGAAAGAAGAAAGAAAGAAGAAAGAAAGAAAUAAGAAAGAAAGAAGAAGGAAGUAA
Messenger RNA from Columba livia (rock pigeon), 1569 nucleotides. RefSeq names its product trichohyalin-like. The annotation marks the transcript as partial. The transcript is spliced from 6 exons. NCBI's taxonomy places the organism in Eukaryota, Metazoa, Chordata, Aves, Columbiformes, Columbidae. The record is from RefSeq and is a predicted model, not a curated record.